AUGGCAGAGGCUUUUGGUGUUGCAGAAAGUACUACUGAUAUCCUACAACUUACAGAGAAGCUGGUGGCGCUGGGUUAUGAGUAUAUCGCAGGCAUAGGGAACGCCCCGGACGAUCUUCGGCAGCUAUUGAACGAACUUCUCUCGCUCAGUAAUGUCCUUUUUAUGUUACAAGACCAUCUGCAGAACCCAGCAAAUUCAACGGCCCCAAAUGCAGUAUUAGGCAGUAAUAAUGGUCCAAUGUCAGAAUGCACGCUUGAUUUGAAACAACUAAAGCUCAAGCUGGAGCUCAAGAAACGGAUCGGGGGAAAGAUGACGUGUCUUGUGUGGCCAUUAAAGAAGAGGGAAACCAUGAAGUGGAUAUCACAAUUGGUACUUUAUAAUAGACUUUUCACAUUAAUUCUGACGACAGAUCAAUCUACCCUUUCAAAAGGUAAUGAGAGGUGUGCUUGGGAUAGUAAUAUAAACAGCUUACCGGAUGAGUCUUCACGCGUGUCUUUAUCGGAGGAAAUUAGAGCGUGUACCCAGGAAACAAAUUUCAGCGCACACAGCCUGCAAACAGAUUCUAGGGGUCAGUGCACCAGGACAGAAACACAAGAUCGAGUCAAGAUCGAAAAGGGUCAAAAUAGUAUUCUUAAUUGGUUAUUUCCUGGGAAUUUUGAUAUCAAACACCUUGAGAUCAGUGGGGAAAGACUGAGAGAUACUGGAAAAUGGCUGAUGGAGACGCUCGAAUUCGACAACUGGAUUAAAGGACGGUCAGAUUAUUCAUUGCUUUGGGGUUAUGGAAUUCCUGGUGCUGGAAAAACACACUUGAGCUCGCUGGUUAUUGAUCGUUUGCAGACGAUCAAAGCCUCGUCAGCAAACUAUGGGUUGGCUUAUAUAUACUUUGACUACAUCGAAAAAGAUCGACAGGGACCUGUCCAAGUUAUGGCCAGCCUAAUCAAACAACUUUCCACUCAGACAUCGACAUCACUUCCUGACGAAACUAGGAAACUCUACAACAAAUUGCAAAGAGAAGAAGAAAGAAAACCGAAUUUCGAAGAAUUGUAUAGUGUUUUUCUCGCAACGUGUGGGAAAUUUAGUCGAGUCUUUCUGGUUUUUGAUGCUUUGGAUGAAUGUGACCAAGAUGGUGGGCAAGGAUAUUUACUUAGGUCACUUCAACGCCUCUUAGAAGAGAAACAACAAAUUAGUAUCUUUUUGACAAGCCAGCCAUACCCGGAGGAUAUUCAAAGGUACCUUCACCAUGCGCCUAAGGUAGAAAUUUCAGCACACCAAGAAGAUAUUGGAAUUUAUAUAGAGAAGAAGAUAGGUGAGAACGCACGAGCAAAGCGCCUCAUUGAGCAAAGCAAAUGCAAAAACAAGAUUAUAUGCAAGCUUGCUGAAUGUGCUAAAGGAACAUUUCUCCGUGUUAUUUUUCAUAUUGAACAUAUAUGUCAACAAACCACAGUAAAUCAAAUCUUCAUAGAGUUGGAGAGACUCAAUAUUCUAGGAUAUGAGGAAUCGAGGCCUUUGGAUUUUACUUACGACAGGAUCAUGAAUAUCAUCUAUAAGAAGCCGGAACGCUGCAAAGAACUGGCAUUAAAGGUUUUCUCGUGGCUUGUGAAAGCUAAACGAAAAUUGACAGUGGAAGAGAUUCGGGAAGCGGUUUCUAUCACAUUGGAUGCAAGUGGACUUGACGCAAGGGAUCUACCCGACCAGUCGAUAUUGCUGGAUGCCUGUGCCGGGUUGGUUAAAAUCGACAAGAACGGAGCAGUCCGAUUUGCCCAUUAUACAAUCCAGGAAUAUAUCCUGAAGAACAGUAUUCUUCCCGCGGACACGGACUUUAAGAUAGCAGCAGCAUGUGCUAGUUAUCUCUUAUUCGAUGAUUUCAAUAGUCAUAAUUUCCUCAGGAUAGAUAGUUCUGGAUUGCAUACGUUUCUAGGAUACGCCUGUGAUUAUGUAUUUUCUCACUUGAGGUGUUGUGAUCACCCUUUAACGGCCAUUUCCUUUCUCAAUCUUUUUGAGAAAGUGAACCAUGGUAUUAUGCCUGACUGCGGGUUCCACCUCUGGCCUUCGAAUAUGCCGCUAGGGGCAGCGAUUGACAUGGGCCUUUAUACUAUUGCUCGGCAAUUACUGGAAAUGGGAUGUGAUCGUUCUCCUCUAAACAGUUACAACCUCCAUAAGGCGGUUAUCGAAGACUCAAGAGAGAUCAUACAAAUCCUUCUUGAAAACGGAGUUGAGAGUUCAGUCUGGGACGAUAAUGGGAUGGCACCACUUCAUCUUGCGGCGAUAAAAGACAAUAUCGAGGUUGUUCGGCUAUUUCUCCAAUACGGGGCGGAUAUUUCUAUCCAAGACGGGGAAGUAGGGCUAACAGCACUACACAUGGCCGUGUCCCGAGGCCAUAACGAAGUUGUAUCGCUACUUCUGGAGAACGGGGCAGAUAUUUCUAUUCCUGAUGAUGAGGGCCAGACAGCAAUACAUUCAGCAGUUCUGGGAUUUCGAAAGAAUCCGGAGACCUUGAGUCUUAUUCUUCAGAUGAGUGAGAGUGCGGAUGUCUGGGCCCAGGAUCAGUCCGGCUGCACAGCCUUUCAUCUAGCAGCAACCUAUGGCUUUGAUGAAGUUAUCCAAUUGUUUAUCGACAACGAGAUAGACUUUAGUGUUCCUGUUAAAAGUAAUUCUGGAUCAACGCCACUACAUAAAGCAGCCCUUCGAGGGCAUAAAUCAUUUGUGCAACUUCUCAUAAGAGCCGGGGCGGCUGAGAAUAUCUCAAUUCAGGACAAUCAUGGGCGAACAGCACUCUAUCUAGCAUCGCGAGGAGGCCAACAUGGAUAUUUCCAUCCUUCAAGUGUUCAAAAGUAUCAAUCCAAUUUUAGCUAUUGUGGCGUCAUCUUGGCACUUCUCGAAAACGGGGCAGAUAUCUCAGUUCAGGAUUAUAGUGGGCUUACAGCCGUGGACGAGGCAGUAUCUAGAGGCAAUCUCGACAUCCUGCAGCUGUUUCUCGAAGAGGGGGCCGAUCUUUCGCUUUUCAAGGAUCAUGGAUCAGAAGCAUUCUACUUAGCAGCAUCUUUGGGCAGUAAGGAGGUUACUAGUCUACUCAUCAAGAAAGGUGUCGAUAUUUGGAAAACUUCGGGUGAUUACAAACAAACAGCGCUCCAUGGCGCAGCAUCUGGAGGGCACUACGAGAUUGUAAAAUCACUUCUUGACACCAAGGCACGCCCAGAGAUUUCUCUCCAGGACAUAUUCGGGCAAACAGCUCUUCACAUUGCGACUCUAGGGGGGCACUAUGAGAUUGCACGCCUGCUCCGAGAGAGAGAUAUCAACAUCGAGCUUCGAACGAUAUCUGGGCAAACAGCGGCUGAUAUUGCAGCUUCUACGGGCCACACCGAGAUUGCACGAUUGAUUCUUGAAAACGAAGUACCUCAUCCGCCUAGAGCAGUUAUAUUCCACGACACAGGUGUAAGCACAACUCGCCAGGGCGAUUUUAUGAGGAGAGCGGGUGUUUGGGCCACGGGUAAUAUGCAAGCGUCUCAAGGACAGGUAGCACACCAUGGAUAUAGAUCGCCAUAUAGUACAAUACAGGCAGAGAAUCAGGAGGCAGUACCAGAUGAAAAAACAAGACAGCAACCGGACGCUAGAAUCAUAAAUAGGAACAAGCGAGCGAGACUAAACGAAACGUCGGCGCAGAUGAGCCAUUCAGAAGAUAUAUUGAAAAAGCCACGAACGGACAUAGAAGAAUCCUCAGAAGCUCUUUUUGCAUGCCGCGGGACUUCCCCUGAAGGUUCUACGCGUACAAGAAUCCCAUCUCUUGACCGGAACGCCGAGGCUCGAAAGUCAGAGCGGUAG
Molecule: messenger RNA, 3819 nt
Organism: Morchella sextelata
Lineage: Eukaryota; Fungi; Ascomycota; Pezizomycetes; Pezizales; Morchellaceae
Exons: 7
Coding region: 1-3819 (1272 amino acids)
Molecular function (GO): protein binding
Source: RefSeq, a predicted model, not a curated record